CGCACCGAAAGCUAUCACCCGUGCUCUCUCUCCGCGCGCACCCAUGGCGUCUCCUCCUCCUGGAGCCCACCUCGCGGCCUCCUCCUCGAGGGAGCCGCUCGCGCCGGCGCCCUUCCCCGCCGCGGCCGCCCACUUCGCCUCACGCACCGCCGGCCCGUUCCUCCGUCAGCAACCCCACCCCGGCGACUCCGACGGCGACAACGCCGUGGAGGAGGUCGACGACGACGAGGAGGACGACGACGGCGAUGAGGAGGCCGAGCUGCCCGACGGAGCGCCCUGCAGCUCGUCGCAGCAGCGGUGCGCCUCCACCCCAGGAAUCGGGCGGGCAGGGAUGAAUGGGGGAGAUGGAAUGAGGCAAAUCCAGGAGGAGCAUCAAUGGCAGCGCAGCCACAUCUACGCCUCGUCUAGAGAGGAUGAGCCCAGCACCAUCCCCAGGGAGAUGAGGGUGGAGAAUGGAUAUGGAGUUAUUGGGAGAAGAGAGGGAGGUCCUGCAUCCUGCUACUGGGACCUGCUCAGAGCACACCUCUCCGAUCCAUUGACAGGUGUUCUCAUGGAUGAUGCAAUGAUUCUAUCAUGUGGACACUCUUACGGAAGUAACGGAAUGCAGCAUAUCUACAGAAUGAAAGCUUGUGGCAAAUGUGGUCAACCUAUUACUGAGGACUCCAUUCGACCAAACUUGGCUCUCCGCCUUGCAGUUCAGGCAUUUAAACGCGAAGAAGAGUCAGCUAAAUCUCUAAAAAGAAGAAGAGAGCGCCUUGAACAGGUAUUAAACUUUUCUCAGUUGGUUUUGAUCCGCGCCCGCGAGGCGCCGCCCGCCAUGGAGAGGGAGCUGCUGGAGACGUUCGAGGCCGCCAAGAAGGCGGCCGACGCGGCGUCCGGGGCCGACGACUCGCCGGAGGCCGACCGCUGCCUCGGCGCGCUGCGGCUGCUGCGCGACAUCCGCGUCACCACCGAGAUCCUCGUCUCCACGCAGGUUGGCAAACGUCUUCGUUACCUUACUAAGCACCCUCACUCAGACAUACAAGCCAUGGCUACUGAUCUUCUGGGGCACUGGAAAAAGGUUGUUAUUGAAGAAGGAAAGAAAAAUGGUACAACAGAAAAUGAUAGAUCGACUAAAGCAGCCGCCAGAGCUGAGAAGCCUCAGCACAUGAAGGUUGAUAAGAAUUCCGCAUCAGGAAGUGUGAAGUCAGAGAAAAGAGAAGUGGAUGUUAGGGGCCAGAAACCUGAGAGCAUCAAGGUUGAGAAGGCUACCAAUAAUGAUUCCAAAAAUCAAUCAGUCAAGGUGGAGAGGGCUCCAAAGGAAGUUACUAGAACCCCUGAAACAAAGAAGCCAUCUUCUGUUUCAAAUGGGCCCCCAAAGCUGACAUCUCUUGUCAAAUGCAAUGAUGCCACUAGAGAUAAAAUCCGGGAACUACUUGCUGAUGCCUUCUCCAGGGUUUAUGGAGAGACUAGCAAAGAUGACAGAGAGGAAGUAAGAAACAUCUUAGAUGAAGUGGAUGCACGAGAUCCAUUCAGAGUUGCUGUGACAGUUGAAUCUGCUUUGUUUGAGAGACUGGGACGUUCCACUGGGGCUCACAAGGCCAAAUACAGGUCAAUAAUGUUCAAUCUUAGGGCUGAUAACAACACCGAUUUCCGAAGAAGGGUUCUCCUUGGCCAAGUGAGGCCUGAGAGGCUUGUUGACAUAUCUCCUGAUGAGAUGGCUAGUGACGCGAGGAAGCUUGAGAAUAAGCAGAUCAAGGAGAAGGCUUUGUUCGAUUGUGAGCGUGGAGGCCCCCCAAAGGCGACGACCGAUCAGUUCAAGUGUGGCAGGUGUGGCCAGCGGAAGACAACUUACUACCAGCUGCAGACUCGGAGUGCUGAUGAGCCGAUGACAACAUUCGUGACAUGUGUGAAUUGCAACAACCACUGGAAGUUCUGCUGAGCGCCAAACCGCUAAAAUGUUCUCCCAGCUAGCAAUGUCAUUUGAAUUUGACAGGCAGGUUGGCUUCAAUUUUCCAUAAACUAGGAGCCUGUUUCUUUUCUUCUCUUUUACCCUUCUUUUUAUUUCCUUCAGAACCUGAUUUAUUCAGAUUGUGCUAGUUGACAGUAACUAUUGACUAAAUUACCGUUACAUGUUGUACCUCUUUCUGAAAGUCUUGGAUGCAAUGUAGUUCUUGUGUAUGUACAAGGAGAUUGUGUGAUUGUUAUAUGGUAGCCAUAAAGAGUGAAAAUAAUUCAGGAAAAAAGCGACGUUGCUCA
This is a messenger RNA of Oryza brachyantha (malo sina), 2238 nucleotides long. RefSeq names its product transcription elongation factor TFIIS-like. Gene Ontology annotation, biological process: transcription elongation by RNA polymerase II; DNA-templated transcription. The record is from RefSeq and is a predicted model, not a curated record. The transcript has 7 exons. Bases 44 to 1921 code for a protein of 625 amino acids. Gene Ontology annotation, cellular component: nucleus. Gene Ontology annotation, molecular function: nucleic acid binding; zinc ion binding. NCBI's taxonomy places the organism in Eukaryota, Viridiplantae, Streptophyta, Magnoliopsida, Poales, Poaceae.